GAGACUACAGGCAUGCACCACUGUGCCCGGCUUCAACUGGGCAAUUCUUGAUAAGACCAGAUUGAUAUUCUGAAACUACUUGAAACUAAGAAUUUCUUAAAUCUUUAUUUAUUUGAUUUUUUAAAAAAAGUAUUUAGUUCUCCACUUCUACUCUUUACUUUGAAGGAUUUGAAUACAGGAGGGCCAUAUCUAUCUUGUUUCUCUUGUAUCCAUAGCAUCUAGCACAAGUAGAUUUUAAAUGAAUGGACAAGAUACUGUGGUCAAAUGCAGAUAUUGAAUGGUUAAUGCCUGGAGUGGAUUUAAGUUCUCAAAGAUAUUAAAGCAUCUUUAAAAAGUUGAGACUUUAUUUUGAGUGUUUCACCUGGCAGGUGUUUUGUGGAUUAACUCUUCAUUGAUUAUAUACGACAAAAAAUAGUUAUGGCGACUUUCAGAAACAAUCACAUGAAGACUAAAGCAUCUAUCAGAAAAAGCUUCAGUGAAGAUGUGUUCCAGUCUGUAAAGUCUUUAUUGCAGAGUGAGAAGGAACUAUGCAGUGUAACAGCAGAGAACUGUUUACAGCAGGAUGAACAUGCCAAUUUAACUGAGGUCACAUUUCUGGGUUUUAAUGAAGAGACAGAUGCCACUCAUGUACAGGAUUUAGCUGCAGUUUCUUUGGAACUUCCAGAUCUUCUGAAUUCACUCCACUUCUGCAGUCUAAAUGAAAAUGAAAUUAUUUGUAUGAAGAAUAUAAAUAAACCAUCAGAUAUAAGCAGUGAUCCUCUAAAUCAGAGUCAUCCUUCUGGAAUGCUUUGUGUCAUGAGAGUGUCACCUACAUCACCAAAACUUAGGAUUGAUUUUAUCUUUAGUCUCCUAAGUAAAUAUGCUACUGGUAUAAGGUACACCUUGGAUACAUUCUUGCAUCAGAAGCACCAACUUGAGACCACUGAUGAAGAUGAUGAUGACACUAACCAGUCCGUGUCAUCCAUAGAGGAUGACUUUGUCACUGCUUUUGAGCACUUAGAAGAGGAAGAGACUUCAAAGCCGUAUAAUGAUGGAAUGAACAUUACUGCGCUAAGGAACCAGUGUGAUGCUGCUUCCCAGACGGUUACUGGUCAUCAUUUAGAAACCCAUGAUUUAAAGAUUCUCAUUAGCUCUGGACAGCAGAAGUCAUUAGCUAAACCCUCAACUUCCUCAGUGAAUGUCCUGGGACCUAAAGAACUACCUUCUGUGAAAACUUCAGUCACAACAUCCAUUUCAGAGCCUUGGACCCAAAGGAGUUUCUAUAGGUCAUCUAAUGCUUCAGAUAAAGAUAGUGAUUUACAGAAAACAUUUUUUUCGUCUUCUCCUGCCUACUCAUCUGAAUCAGAAUGUUCAAGUCCAAGUCCUGUUAUUUUCUUGGAUGAAGAGGGAUAUCAAAAAAGCUUAAAAGCAAAACUUGAGCUGCCUAAAAUUCCUGUGAUGAAAGAUGAUAUAGAGGAUUCAGACUCAGAAGUAAGUGAAUUUUUUGAUAGUUUUGAUCAGUUUGAUGAACUAGAACAAACUUUAGAGACUUACCUGUUUAAUAAAGAUCCUGUCAUAGGGAAGUCAUCACAGAAGAAAGGGCACAAACAUGGAAAAUCAUGUAUGAAUCCUCAAAAAUUCAAGUUUGAUCGUCCAGCUCUCCCAGCUAAUGUUAGAAAGCCAACUCCUCGUAAACCGGAAUCUCCAUAUGGUAACCUGUGUGAUGCUCCGGAUUCUCCUCGCCCAGUGAAGGCCUCGGGGGAAGAUAGUGGUUUAUUUAGUCCUAUUCGAUCCUCUGCUUUUAGUCCUCUUGGAAGCUGUACUCCAGCUGAAUGUUUUUGCCAGACAGAUAUUGGUGGAGAUAGGAUUCACGAAAAUCUUGAUUCUAUUUAUUACACCUAUGAAGAUUAUGCAAAUAACGUAUCAUGUGAAGUACUAGGCUCAGUUCUUCGUACUCAGCACACUAAUGCCCUAUCAAAUAUUAUCAGUAUUAAACAUGGAGAAAAUAAAACUGUAACUUUUAAGCAUGGAAACCUUGAUCAAAUAAAUAAAUCUAAAAAUAAAUCCAUAAUGAUUAAAGAUAGCAUUCAAAAAUUUGCAGCAGAUCUUGUGGAAAAAAGUUUUGGCAGUGCGUUUAAAGACUUACAGAAAGGAGUCUCUUCAUGUACCAAUGCGUUGUGCCACUUAGCCAUCAAAUUGACAUCAUCUGUUUUUCAGAUGGCAUUUAAUGAGCUGAGAAGGCAGCGUGCAUUUUCACUAAAAGAACGUGCCAUUAGUGGCCUGGCUAACUUUUUGGUGAGUGAAGCUUUAUCAAAUGCCUUAAAAGAUUUACAGUAUGUAAAGAAGCAGAUAUUCACAAACACAGUUGCUAGGUUUGCUGCAGAUCUUGCUGAAGAGCUUGUUUUUGAAGGCAUCAUGGAAGUGUGUCAGUUUUCGUAUCCUCAAACGCCUGCAUCUCCACGGUGUGGGUCGUUUGACUUUGAAGACAAAGUAGUGAAGUCAUAUGCAAAAGAUUUGUCUGAAUCUGUAAUACAGGAAGCGUUCAUUGAGCUGUCACAAGUUGAUGUGACCUUUACAACAAAGGCAGCAGUUAGUGUCUCUACGGAUAAUAUCAAGUAUGUGAGUGCAGAAAGUGUAGUGCCAUCGACACAGGCUGUCACGUUUUCCCCUUCUUUUCACAAUCAAGCAAUUAUGGUGACAAAACCAAUGCAGGAACAUAAAAAGGAAUACACAGUGCAGCAGGCCUUGUUUUGUACUUCUGGAAUUGUUACUUCUAUACCAGUGCCCUUGGCAGGAAGUGCCCUUCUCCCAUAUCAUAUUUCAUCUACUGCGUGUCAGGCAAAGGCUCAUCUGUCAUCUGAUGAUAGUAAUUCAAGUGGUGAUUCUACCCAAGUGCAUAUUGCCACAAAAAACAGAGAAGAAGCAGCAGCUUGUCUCAGAAAUAUUUGUUUACCUUCAGAACACAAUCCAGGUAACCAGAAUGAUUUUAAACCAACUAAUGGUGAUCUUGAAAUGCAGAGUUCCUCAAAAUUACCAAGUGAUCCUGCAAUUAUUAGCCACUUUUCUGCAGCAAUGGUGCAUACGAUAGUAAAUGAAACUUUAGAGUCAAUGACAUCAUCGGAAGUUACAAAAAUGGUUGAUGAACGUACAGAUUAUUUAACUAAAUCAAUAAAGGGGAAAACCCCUCCAUUUUCCCACUGUGGUCAGGCAGUGCCGCAAUGCAGUGAAGCUAGUAGCAAUAAGGACAUGUUUGCUGACCAGUUAUCUAAAUCUAUUAUUAAACAUUCCAUAGAUAAGAGCAAAUCAGUGAUCCCAAAUAUAGAUAAAAAUGCAGUAUACAAGGAAAGCUUGCCUGUUUCUGGAGAAGAAUCACAGUUGACACCAGAAAAGUCUCCCAAAUUUCCUGGCUCUCACAAUCACUUAACUCACUGCUCACUUUCAGCUGGAAAGGAUUGUGUUCCAGAAUGUAAAGUUUCUAUGGUUCAUGGAUCCUCCCUAGAGACACUGCCAUCUUGUCCAGCUGUGACAGGUCAGAAAUCUGACUUGAAGGAACCUGCUAAGGAUCAACCACUGAAAAAGCAUAACUUGAAUAAUACAUCACUUGAGUCUUUGUCUUUUGGACAGGAAAACCCCUUUCCUCAUUCACAUACUUUCUCAUCUACAGCACUUACCUGUGUAGAUGGUUUGCAUGUGGAAGAUAAACAGAAAGUCAGAGAUGGAAAUGUAAUACCUGAUACUCCUCCAUCAACUCCUCUAGUACCAUCCCAGGCUAGUUCUGAAUGGGAUAUCAAGAAAUUAACAAAAAAGCUCAAAGGAGAAUUAGCCAAAGAGUUUGCACCUGCUACACCACCUUCUACUCCACACAACUCAUCUGUUGGUAGUUUGUCUGAGAAUGAACAAAAUACUAUAGAAAAAGAAGAGUUCAUGUUGAAACUCAUGCGAUCUCUUUCUGAAGAAGUUGAGAGUAGUGAAAAUGGAGAGCUCCCUGAAGUGGAUGUGAAGUCAGAGCACUCAGGGAAGAAGGUUCAGUUUGCAGAAGCAUUAGCUACACACAUCCUUUCUCUUGCAACUGAAAUGGCAGCUUCCCAUUUAGAUAAUAAAAUAAUUCAAGAACCCAAGGUUAAAAGCCCUUGCUUAAAUGUGCAAAGUCAGAGAAGUGUGUCACCUACUUUCUUAAACCCCUCAGAUGAAAAUUUGAAAACAUUGUGCAGUUUUGCAGGUGAUCUGGCAGCAGAAGUCAUUACAGAAGCUGAGAAAAUAGCAAAAGUUCGAAGUUGUAUGCUUUUCAAGCAAAAGAAGAACAGAUGUUAUGCUGAUGGUGACCAAGAUUAUAGAGUAGAAGAGAAGUUGGAUAUAGAGGCUGUAGCGCACCCAAGAGAAGUAGAUCCGUUUAUUCUUUCAUUACCACCAAGUUCUUGUAUGUCAGGUCUGACGUAUAAGUAUCCCAGCUGUGAAAGUGUGACAGACGAAUAUGCAGGUCACAUUAUUCAGAUACUAAAACAAGAAGGUGGUAAUAUUGAGUUGAUAAUGGAUCAGUAUGCCAAUAGACUUGCCUACCGAUCUGUUAAAUCAGGAUUACAGGAAGCAGCUAAGACAACCAAAGUGCAGUGCAAUUCAAGAAUGUUCCCUGUGCCAAGUUCACAAGUGAAAACAAACGAACUGUUAAUAUUUUCAAAUAAAGAGCACCACCAAGAAGCAGACAAAAAAAGACAAAGUAAAAGAAAUGAAGAUUACUUUUGUAAAAAUCAAACUUGCGAAAGGACCCUGGAUCCAUAUAGAAAUGAGUGCUCUGAACUGUGUAGUUUUUCAGCCUCUUUUGUUCACAGCAUAACAAAAGAUGCUAAAGAAGAGCUGACAGCCUCUCUAGUUGGCCUACCAAAAUCCUCAACAGAUUCUUGCUUGUUCCAAAAAUCCGGAUGUGAAGGAGAUAAAGAGUGUCAUGUUAAACCAGAAUUGCCUAAGUCUCUUCAGCCUUCCUCACAAAGUCACAGAUUUUACCACAGCACUGGCAGUUUAAAUGGAUAUGGUUGUGGAGACAGUAUUGUUCAAGCUGUAGAACAGUAUGCCAAAAAAGUAGUGGAUGACACUCUAGAGCUAACUCUAGGAUCUACAGUGUUACGAGUGUCUGAGACCACAAAAUCAGCAGACAGGGUCACUUAUGCAGAAAAGUUGUCACCUCUUACAGGUCAAGCUUGCAGAUAUUGUGACCUUAAAGAACUCCACAAUUGCACUGGAAAUUCAUCUCAGAACUUUUUCAGACAGGGUUCUCUCGCCAGUAGUAAGCCAGCUUCUAAUCCAAAAUUUAGCAGCCACUAUCAGAAAUCUAGGAUUUUUCAUCUCAAUGUCCCUCAGAUUCAUGUUAAUCUUGAUAAGAAGGCAGUGCUUGCUGAGAAGAUAGUUGCUGAAGCCAUUGAAAAAGCUGAGCAAGAGGUGAGCAGUGUCAGCCUGGCAGCCGACAGUGGGAUCGGACAGGAGGGUGCCAGCUUUGCUGAAAGCCUUGCCACAGAAAUCAUGACAGCAGCUGUCACAAAUGUUGGGCAUGCUGUUAGCAGUUCAAAAGAAAUAGAAGACUUUCAGUCAGCCGAGUCUGUCGGUAGCCAGCAGAUGAACCUCAGUAUUGGUGAUGACAGCACUGGUAGCUGGUCUAAUUUAAGUUUUGAAGAUGAACACCAAGAUGAAAGCAGCAGUUUUCAUCAUCUCAGUGAAAGUAAUGGUAACAGCAGUAGCUGGAGCAGUCUUGGUUUAGAAGGAGAUUUGUAUGAGGACAAUUUAUCCUUUCCAACAUCAGACAGUGAUGGACCAGAUGAUAAAGAUGAAGAGCAUGAGGACGAAGUAGAAGGUUUGGGGCAAGAUGGAAAGACACUGCUAAUUACGAAUAUUGACAUGGAGCCAUGCACGGUAGACCCCCAGCUAAGGAUUAUUCUUCAAUGGCUCAUUGCCUCUGAGGCUGAAGUUGCAGAACUUUAUUUUCAUGACUCUGCAAAUAAGGAGUUUAUGCUACUUUCAAAACAAUUACAAGAGAAAGGAUGGAAAGUGGGAGACCUCCUGCAGGGUGUGCUUCAGUACUAUGAAGUGAUGGAAAAAGCUUCCAGUGAGGAGAGAUGCAAGUCGCUGUUUGAUUGGCUCUUGGAAAAUGCAUAGAGCAAACCCCAAACCAGUAUAUUUUAGUAUUUGUUUGGGGAGGGGAACAAGCCAAUAAAGAUGUUUAGGAUAAAAUUUGAAUAGUGAAUAUUAACAUUGUCAGUCAGUUGGGAGGCAAGUAAAUAUAACUUUCUAAACGCUUUGGGUUAUCACUCGGUGUAUAUAGUUCAUACUUUUGUAAUCUGUCAAAAUACUAGCUUCAUUUAUUCUUCUAUACAUGUGUGUAUUGUGUCAAGACCCUAAGAACAUGUAUUUGAAGGAAGGUCUAACCAUGGGGUUUUCAGGGGCAUUGUCUGACCACAUUCUUUUUGUAUCCAAAUAGUGCUGCUAGAAACUGCACUGAAGUGGCUGGGGAUAGGUUCCAGUGAUAGAGUUAUAAUUUUGCUCCUUUGCAAACAAAUGGCAUCUAAUUAAUAACUAGUCUGACAUCAGAAAAUAAAAUUGAGGCAGAUUUUUGAUCUUUCCUGUUUUUAAAAAUCAGUUUCAUUUUCAUAUUUCAUAAUUCAGCUGUUGGUAGCUUUUUGAUUUCCCCAAACUAUUUAAUUUCUUAGCAGAAACAUUAGUAUUUUAGGUUUCUGUAAACACUAAGUGAUAGUUUGACCCAUCCUUUCAUCAGAUGACAUUAUUUGCCAAUGCUGCCAGUCAUUCUGGCAUGAAAGUGAUGUGUGUGUGUGUGUGUGUGUGUGUGUGUAAAGGAGUACUUUAACCUUGCCAGUUUGUUCCUUUUAUUUUACUGUUUUCUUUUUAGAAACCCACUGUUAAGAUUUAAAAAGGUGCUUUAAAAUAAAACGCCUAUAAAGAUUGUGCAGUAAGAAUUUUUAUUCCUCUUUUUGAUGAUUUUGGGUUCCCAACUUAUCUUACAAGUGAAAAAUUAUAAAAGAUGUUGAAAAUUUAAAAAUUAAUAUUAAUAUGGAAAUGCAUUUAGAGAAGCCAAUAGCUUUUAUUGUUGGAUUUUUGAAAAAAAACUCUCUACCAAGAAUAUGGUUGAAAAAUUGGGAUCCCCCCACCCCCCCCACCAUAUCUACACCGUUUUGUCAAGUUCUCUGACAUGAUCUUUCUGGUCUCUACAUUUCCUACUAGUUUGUGUCCAGAAACUGCAAGUUGACAUGAAUAGAGGACCAAGGUUGUGUUUUGCUUUUGUCUGUCUCUCCCCUCCUCCCGCCCUCUGCCCUCUCCCCUACUCUCUGCCCUCUCCCCCAACUCUCACCUCCCCCCCCCACUCUCUCACCUCCCCACCACCACUCUCUCUCACCUCCCGCUGUGUCCUGUGUAUGUGUGGAUGUGUGUGUAUUUGGGUGUGUAAAUGUUGGUUCUUCCACUACUGGAUUUUGUAAUCUAGGAUAAAUCACUUUUUGUGGGGGCUUUGGUUUUGCUCCAUUACAUUUUCAUUUUUUUCUGAGCACUGACUGACCUGAAAGCUGCACAAAAUGUAGAAGACAUAGCACCUGCCAAGGAAUAGGGAAUAAGGGCACUUACAUUAAUGUGAAUUAGUAAUUGUGGUAUAGAAAUGUUUUAUAGUGAAAGAUUUAAAUUUGCUUUUUAAGAAAAAUGCCAAAAGCUAUUUAAAUAACUUGAGGUAACAUUGUAAGUUUUGAUUUUUCUCAAUUUAAGAUACAGAAAUACAGCAAGCCUUAAUAUAAAGUUUCCUGAAGUUUUUUUCAAGUAUUUUUUAAGGUGGAGAAAUGCAGGAAUUGUAUAACCAGAAUUGUUUCUGCCUUUAGCUUUUCAGAACUUGAGAUGUGGCUGCACUGGACUGGGUUUGUAAAUGUUAGGACUAGGAAUGUUUGCUCUUGUUAAUUAUGAAUUAAUUGGUUAUUAAGUUUAGAAUGCAUUUUUACAAGUAUCUAUCAAAUUGUGUUUAGUAACUUGAGUGUAUGCACAGGUUUGAUCAACAGCAAAAUAGAGUUCUAAAUUUCUUUCAAAGUGACAAUACAUUAUUUUGUAAAACUUUGUGUUUGAAAAUGUUUACUUCUGUUUAUGGUGUAAUCAUUCUGAGGUGAGACUUUUCUUAUUCUCAUUUCCUUUGCAUUUUGCUAGAGCUGUGGUGAGUUCAGCAUUUGCUUAUUUAACCACUACAAAAUGACAGACCAGUUAUUAGGUAUCAGCAUGUGUGGUAAUAAUAAUAGUGGAACUUCACACUUACAUCAAUUCAGUGCAGGGGCAUAGAGUAAAAUAUUAAAUAUUGGCAGAUGUGAAAAGAAGUGUGAGUUAAAAAUAUUAAAUAUUGGCAAGUGCGAAAAGAAGUGUCAAACUUCCUCAUAUAGAGAAAAGAAUUUUGAGUUUAGAGCAGUAUCUUUUAAUUAAGUAUAGUCUAAACUUAACUUUCUUUAAAGGCACUUUGUGGUUUUUCCAAAGAUAUUCUAGAUCUAUUUGGUUGCUCUAUAGUCAAACAGUUCUUUUGAAGACAACUCUCUUAUUUUAUUACAAAUUGGCUUGAUGUAUUUCUAUUGUAACAUUGUAAUAUUGCUGUGCUGUACAUUUUGGCCCUUAUGAAAUAUAUCUUUUUCAGAACCGUUAAAGUUUUGAUGUACAUUGAGCUGAAUUCUCCGUUUACCAGUUUCAUAACCUUCAAAUGAUAUGUGGAAAAAAGUGAAUGAGACCUCUGAUAGGGGGUUUUCAGAACCUUGUUCACACCAAAAUGUGACAGUUCUUUCAUGUUUUCCUAAACCAAGUUAAAAUUACAUGUAUAUUUUGGUGUUAAGGUUGAUAUUUAAAAUAUUUCUGAUUUAUACAAAAGGAAUGUUUCCUUUAUAAAUCACAGAAGAAAAUAACAAUAUCUGUUGGAUGUUUGAUAUAAUUUAAUGGCAUUAUAAAACCUUUAAGAGGAUUCAUGGUGAAUAUAUGUGAUAACAUCUUUAUACUUUGAAAAAUGUUCCACUUCCCCUUCAGAUAUUUGUUGUAAGUUAAUUCAAAUCUUAAUACUUUAAUUUUGCUCCAACAAGGGCUUGAUGUUGCUGGUAAGAGAAUUUACUUAUAAAUGCACUAUGUAUAAAGUGAAAGAUAGUUUACUUAUCUGACUUUGAUAUUAGAAGGCUGACAUUAGUGCACAUUCCCCAAAUGCAGAGUUUAACCUUGAUUCUUCAUUUAAAUGUCUACUUAAUUAUUUAGCUGAUAUUCUUCCACAAUUACUAUAUUCAAUUUCCCAUCAGUAUAUCACUUUAAAUUUUAUGUUUUUCUAAGGAAACUUUCCACAGAAUUUUAAACAACUGAUGCAUCCAUACUCAGGGUGUAGGGAGAAUACUUGGCAUUUAAAUACCCUGUCCACCUGUCACCAGCACAAGAGAAUUAGAGCUUCAGUGAGAAUUUAGAAAAAUUAUACUAAAGUGAGAUGAAUUUUUUCUCAUUUUCAGCAAAACUCCUCUAAGCAUUUACUCAUUUACUGUAUUCCUGCUCUGAAGAUGUGGAUACAGAAUUAGUCACUCUUGUCACUUUAUUUAUUUAUUGGUUUUUUUUAACCAUCUGUGUACAUUCCUUUCAUAGGGUAGAGUUGUAGUUCUAGAGGUUCUUAUUUUGUUUUUGUUGUAAUGUUUGAAUACUAUUUAAUAUCUGGUUUUAAUAUUGCUGGAUUUGCUACCUUUGGUUACUUGUGCAGUGUUAAAAGUAAUCCACUUUCUUGUUUAAUAUACCAGAUACAUAGCAAAAGCAGCUUGGAAUAAUUAUAGCUGUUUAUUUGGCUGUGCUCAGUUACUACAUUAAGAUCUUGUACUGUGUAACAGUAACUCUUUUUUGCUCUUCAGUAAUUUAAUAUGUUCACUUAACAAAACACGAACUUUGAGAUGCACUAAAAUUUUGUUUUAGCAGUGGCUCAAAAAAUUUCAGAAAUUACUUUUGUAAUUAUUUGCAAUUAAUUGUUCUUUUAUCUUACAAUUGUUUAAGCCUGUGAUCUUUCUUCUCCCAACUAAGAGUUCUUCAAUAAAUUUAAGAAAUACCUGG
Chlorocebus sabaeus (green monkey) is the source of this 10053-nucleotide messenger RNA. Lineage: Eukaryota; Metazoa; Chordata; Mammalia; Primates; Cercopithecidae. The record is from RefSeq and is a predicted model, not a curated record.